AAAGACUACAUCAACAGCCAGGUUUUGCCAUCACUGCAAGGGAAAGAAGAUGAAGCUUUGUUGGAAGAGACAGAGAAAAGAUGGUCAAAUCACAAAGUUAUGACCAGAUAGCUCGCUAGAUUCUUUCACUAUUUGGAUAGAUACUUUGUUCCUAAAAUGAAGCUUCCUAAUCUCCAAGAAUCUGCUCUUUUAACUUUCUAUAAUCUGAUUGAUCGGGAGCGGGAAGGAGAAGGCAUUGAUCAAGACUUGGUGAAGUACAUUGUGAGUAUCUAUGUAGAUGUUGGGCAAGGCUCGAUGAAAUACUAUGAACGAGGCUUUGAAGAAGCCAUGUUUGAAGCUACUGCUGCAUUUUAUUCCACCAAGGCCCCUAGCUGGAUCAAAAAUGAAUCUUACAACGAUUACAUGCUUAAGGUGUAGUCGCGGACAUGAUUUCGGACGAAUUUAAAAUUUUAAAUCCCUGUUUCCCAUCCAGAACUGAUCAAUCUUCUGCAUUUUUAUGUUGAAAAUUUAGCUUGAAAGU
Molecule: messenger RNA, 520 nt
Organism: Hibiscus syriacus
Lineage: Eukaryota; Viridiplantae; Streptophyta; Magnoliopsida; Malvales; Malvaceae
Product: cullin-like protein 3
Exons: 2
Coding region: 157-417 (86 amino acids)
Biological process (GO): protein ubiquitination; ubiquitin-dependent protein catabolic process
Cellular component (GO): cullin-RING ubiquitin ligase complex
Molecular function (GO): ubiquitin protein ligase binding
Source: RefSeq, a predicted model, not a curated record